Molecule: messenger RNA, 1776 nt
Organism: Lachancea mirantina
Lineage: Eukaryota; Fungi; Ascomycota; Saccharomycetes; Saccharomycetales; Saccharomycetaceae
Source: the annotation of a GenBank genome assembly
AUGUCUCACAAACAAUUUAAAUCCGAUGGAAACAUCGUUACCCCUUAUCUCAAAGGCCUUGCUAGGAGUAAUCCUGGUUUGACGCUAAUCGAACAUGACAGGGUAGUCUACCGUACGGCGUCAGCUCCUGGCUCGGGAAAUCCACCUAAGGUCACACUUAUUUCUGGUGGUGGUAGUGGCCACGAACCUACGCAUGCGGGAUUUGUGGGGGAUGGUGCCCUUGAUGCAAUUGCGGCGGGUGCUAUUUUUGCAUCCCCAUCAACUAAGCAGAUUUUUUCCGCCUUGAAAGCUGUCGAAUCUCCCAAGGGUUCUCUUAUUAUUGUUAAAAAUUACACCGGGGACAUCAUCCAUUUUGGGCUUGCAGCUGAGCGCGCAAAGGCCGCAGGCAUGAAUGUCGAGCUUGUUGCGGUCGGUGAUGAUGUAUCUGUUGGGAAAAAAAAGGGAUCACUCGUAGGCCGCCGUGGCCUGGGAGCGACGGUUCUGGUGCAUAAAAUUGCCGGUGCCGCCGCUGCUCAUGGGCUGGAAUUACGCGAUGUUGCCAAGGUGGCGCAAUCGGUCGUUGACAACAGCGCCACGAUUGCUGCUUCCCUAGACCAUUGUACCGUCCCGGGUCACAAGCCAGAAAACAUGCUAGGCCCCGACGAAUAUGAAAUUGGUUUGGGUAUCCACAACGAAUCAGGUACCCAAAAGCUGUCUCCUUUGCCUUCCAUCCCUGAGCUUGUAUCCAAAAUGCUACCUAUUGUUCUGGGCAAAGACGAAGACCACUCGUUUGUUAAAUUCGAGCCUAAAGACGAUGUAAUUCUUUUGGUUAACAACAUGGGUGGUAUCUCCAACCUCGAGCUUGGAUACGCUGCCGAGGUCAUUUCGGAGCAAUUGAUUAAAAAUUAUCAUAUCAUUCCUAAAAGAACCAUUACAGGCACUUUCAUCACCGCCUUGAAUGGCCCUGGUUUCGGAAUAACGCUUCUCAAUGCAGGAAAAGCAGGUCCCGAUAUCAUUAAGUAUUUUGACUACCCUACAACGGCAAGUGGUUGGAACCAGACCUACCACAAUGCUGCUGACUGGAAGGUUCUCGCUGAAGGGAAAGUACCAACUGCCCCUUCUCUGGAAACCCCAAGAAAUGAGAAGCCGUCUGGCGUCAAGGCAGACUACGACACUUUUGCCAAGAUUCUAAAAGCAGGUAUCGAACGUGUUAACGCCGUUGAGCCAAAAGUGACCUGGUAUGACACGAUUGCUGGUGAUGGUGAUUGCGGAACCACUCUUGUUUCCGGCGGUAAAGCUCUGGAGGAAGCUAUUAGCGAUCGUACUUUGCGCUUGCAGGAUGCUGCUCACGGUAUUGAAGACAUUGCUUACAUUGUUGAGGAUUCGAUGGGCGGCACUUCGGGAGGUCUUUACUCCAUUUAUCUUUCUGCGCUAGCCAAGGGCGUUCAAGACUCGGGUCACAAACAACUAACCGUGGAUACUUUCAGGACGGCCUCCAAGGACGCUCUCGAUGCACUUUAUUGCUACACGAGGGCUCGCCCGGGCUAUAGAACUUUGAUUGACGCCCUACAGCCUUUCGUUGCUGCUUUGAAUUCCGGUAGUGAUUUAAGAAGUGCAGCGACUGCAGCUCAUGAGGGAGCCGAAAAGACGAGAAAAAUGGAUGCUCUUGUUGGUCGUGCGUCUUAUGUUGCUAAGGAAGAGCUGCGUAAACUCGAUAGUGAGGGAGGACUUCCAGACCCUGGUGCAGUGGGCUUAGCAGCUUUAAUUGAUGGUCUUGUUACCGCUGCUGGCUACUGA